Metarhizium album ARSEF 1941 is the source of this 1239-nucleotide messenger RNA. Its product is annotated as GTP-binding domain, HSR1-related protein. The coding region runs from base 1 to 1239 and encodes 412 amino acids. The record is from RefSeq and is a predicted model, not a curated record. Gene Ontology annotation, molecular function: GTP binding. The transcript has a single exon. Gene Ontology annotation, cellular component: mitochondrion. Lineage: Eukaryota; Fungi; Ascomycota; Sordariomycetes; Hypocreales; Clavicipitaceae.
AUGCCGCUGCUCUUGAGACGGGUCACGUCGAGGGCGCUACGGCCGAGCCAACCCCCCAACGCUCACUUUUCAGUUUCAACAUGUCAGUGUGCAAGGCAGCGCCUGAGUCGGCGGUCCUCGUCGCGGCCAGUCCAGACGUCUCCAGAGAAUGACUCGAGCUUGAACCGAGACGGGAACACGCUCCUCACCCAUGAUCGUCCUGCCGUCCCGUCACAACCGCCAAGACCGGCCAGCUCACACCAGGCAAUCUCACCAGGCGGAGCGUCCCUAAUACAACCCCAGGACUCCGCAACUCAGGAUACCAGCACGUCCGGCCCGUACAAACACGUCCUCCUCGCAUCAAAGUCAAUCCGCUACAACCCAGCCGCCGCCGCCUCCUCCUCCUCCUCCUCCAACAUAACGACCCGCACAAGCAAACCUUACACCCAACAGCUCUCGGCCGCCGAGAAGUUCUUCUCUUGCCCGUGCAAAUUCCUCUACUCUGCCGAAGCCCUCCGCCACCACCCCAUGAACAGUGUCACCCCUGAAAUUGCCGUCCUGGGGUCAUCCAAUGUCGGAAAAUCAACUCUUCUCAACGCCCUUGUCGGCCAGCCCCGAGCUGCGCGAGUCAGCCAAAAACCAGGCAGAACGACAUUAAUGAACGCCUACGGUGUGGGACCGCCACCCAAAACCCCAAAGGUCCUGGUUCCAAAGGGCAUGCCCCCGCCCAGACAUAGUCUGGUCGUGGUUGAUACCCCCGGGUACGGCUUCAAUAGCCAGGCUAGCUGGGGACAUGCCGUCAUGAACUAUCUCCAAGCGAGAAGGAUGUUACGCGGGGCCGUGGUCUUGUUGUCCUCUGAGAAGAAGUUGCUACCCGAGGACAAGUGGAUAUUGAGGACCUUGGCGGAAGCCAACACGCCGACUGUUGUAGUGUUGACGAAAGCGGAUAAGGCGAAGAACGGCUGGGUCGAGCGAUGUUGCGUACUGGCGGAUGCGGUGCAGCAGGAGAUUGACGGACUGAAUCAAGAGUCUGGCGGGAAGUGGAAAAACGUAGAGGGCGCAGCGUCGCACAUAUAUAUUACUGCGACGGGAAUGGAAAGCCCUGGCAGAUUGAAGAAUGGGGGAGGACUCGGCGGUGUACGAAUAGCAAUUUUGGAACUGGCCGGCUUCACGUUGCAGGACACCGUGACAAAAAGGGCAGAUACGGCGAUGUAUACUGGCCCUGUUGUAUCAUUUGAUGACAUUCAGUGGAAGGCUUGA